Acanthaster planci (crown-of-thorns starfish) is the source of this 3805-nucleotide messenger RNA. RefSeq lists its product as uncharacterized. Gene Ontology annotation, biological process: Notch signaling pathway; axon guidance. Gene Ontology annotation, molecular function: Notch binding; calcium ion binding. Gene Ontology annotation, cellular component: cell surface; signaling receptor complex; plasma membrane. The record is from RefSeq and is a predicted model, not a curated record. NCBI's taxonomy places the organism in Eukaryota, Metazoa, Echinodermata, Asteroidea, Valvatida, Acanthasteridae.
UAUUAAUCAUGCUGGCAAAAUCAUGCAGGCAGUAACAGGGUGCGCGAAUAAUAUAUAUUUUAAUCAUGCGUACAUGUAUUUUUCAAACUCACCCGACGCGGUUUGCUGCAUUGAGUCUUUCCCUGAAUUUACGGAUACUCGAGCAGCAACGCUAUCAAGAAAAAUUUACCAAACAGGUUACGCGUAGGCCUACGGAAGUUCCUUGUAUCUUUUAUUACGAACUAAAAGGUUCGACAGAAAGGAAUCGGCGAAUAGGCCUAAGUGAAUUGACUUGUAGAAAGUGGAGUGCGGUGGGCGAGGAUACGUUGGAGCAGUUCAACUUUGAAAUAUAUAGUUCACAGCCGGCCUGAAGCAGCAAAACGGUUAUUUUAUUGCUCCCAUGCUGCGUGAGUUUACAUGUUGACAUCCUAAUUUCCUAAACCAGCGUCGGUGAUUUGAUUGUGUUCUUAUCGUAGGAAAUAUUCAGCUGACUUCCACGGACUAUUGCGGGAGUUGUCACUUAGCUCGUUCACUUGUUGCCGGUGUAAUCGGUGAAGGAAAGCGAGACAACUUGAUAGGGAAAUCAUGGUCUGCACCGCGGCCGGCCUUCUGUGUGCCGUGUGUGUUCUCGUCUCACCAGGGGCUACUCGGGUCAACAGUCUACAAUCGUCGUGGGGCUACCGUGGGUUCAAAGUGCAGUGCCAAACGGGCAUCCGCUCCAGUGGCGACGCCUUGAGGAUCUUCCCCAAGACGGCAUCCAGGAGCCAGUGUCUGCAGAGGUGCUUCGCCCACCGUCAAUGCGAAUCCGUCAGCUACUCGCCCGAGAGUGGCCAGUGUUAUCUCAGUAGCUCCACCAAGGAGAUAUCCGGGACAUCCGAGGACCAGGGUUUCAUGUACUGCGGCCCCGAGGCAGAUGAACCGUGGGACAGAACCGCGAUAACGGUGGAACUUCCGACAACAACGGUGAAGCCGACCACACUGGAGCCCAACGAAUGUGAGAGCAGCCCUUGCCAGAAUGGGGGCGUGUGUAACGACGGUCUGGGCAAGUUCACUUGCGACUGCGCCCCUGGAUACGAGGGAGUCACAUGCAACGUUGAUACCAACGAGUGCAGCAGUGGGCCCUGUCAGAACGGUGGUAGCUGCGUAGACGCCGUGAACCGGUACUCCUGCACCUGCUCAGCUGGCUUCGAUGGAGUCAACUGUCAGAUCAACGUCGACGAAUGCAGCAGCAAUCCGUGCCAGAAUGGUGGCACAUGCGCAGACGGCAUCAACAAGUUCACUUGCUCUUGUGAGGCCGGCUAUGCUGGGACGCUCUGCGACGGAAGCACCGAUGAAUGUGCGAGCAACCCUUGCGUGAAUGGCGUUUGCAAUGACCUUGUCAACAGUUUUAGCUGUGCCUGUUCUGCCGGCUAUGAAGGCACACUCUGCGAUACCAACAUUAAUGAGUGUGCCAGCAGCCCUUGCCAACAUGGUGUCUGUAAUGAUGGAGUCAACAGCUUCACAUGUACAUGUUCCGCAGGAUAUGAAGGAACUUUGUGCAACACAGAGACCGAUGAGUGUGCCAGCAGCCCUUGCCGACAUGGCAACUGCAAUGAGCAAGUCAACGGCUUCACCUGCACAUGCUCGGCAGGAUACGAGGGAACCUUGUGUAACACAAAUAUCAACGAGUGCAGCAGUUCUCCCUGCGUGUACGGGACCUGCAAUGAUCUCGUCAACUCCUUCACGUGCUCAUGCGUCAGUGGUGCUCGCGGCACUCUCUGUAACAUCGAGCCAAUCCGUUUGGCUAAUGGUCCGUCGGCAAAUGAGGGGAGAGUGGAGGUGUGGUACAAUGGAGCAUGGGGCACCGUUUGUGAUGAUUUAUGGGACAUGACCGACGCCAAUGUGGCCUGCCGUCAAUUGGGCUACCCCUAUGCCACCAACACCUAUAACUCGGCUGCUCACGGCGCCGGCACGGGAUCCAUCCACCUGGACGACACUAAUUGCGCCGGCACAGAAAUAAGUCUGGGUAGCUGCCCGCACGCUGGCUGGGGCUCGCACAAUUGCGGGCACGGUGAAGAUGCCAGUCUGAGAUGCUUUCAGAGUGGUAGCAUUCGCCUCGUGAAUGGUCCACUGCCAAACGAGGGACGGGUGGAAGUGUACUACAGCGGCGCCUGGGGAACAGUCUGCGAUGACGGCUGGGACAUCAACGACGGCCAGGUAGCCUGCCGGCAACUCGGCUACCCGUCCGCCGCCCGAGUCUGGUCUUCUGCAACCCAUGGGCAAGGGACGGGGGCGAUCCACCUGGAUGACCUGGCAUGCUCUGGCAGUGAGGCUAGCCUUGGAGCAUGCAGCCAUAGCGGAUGGGGUAACGAAAAUUGUGGGCACCACGAAGAUGCGAGCGUCAAGUGCAACCUGACGUAAGAAGAACUCAAUUUCAGGAAAUCAAGUGGAAAUAUCAUCACAUUUUCACUUUUCAUUACAUAUUACAUGAGUCCACAAUCACCACCUUUAUGUUACAAGCAUGGAGCAAGAACCUAUGGAAGGUUAACAGUGAUAUGAUAUACUCUGGUAACUUCCUCCGUGAGUUACGUAGUUCUGUUGAUAAAAACUUAAAACUUGUCUAUGCGCAAAAACUUAAGCGAAACCUUAUAUGCAUUGUUGCGUAUCUGGGAUGUUAUACCAUAUAUGCGAGUUAAAAUCUACUAAUGAUAACGUUUGUCAGAUGUUUAAAAUUGGCUGCCAAUACAAAAGGAAAAGAGCCUAUGGCCAUUUCGAGGCAAGGAAGAUGAGAUCACUGGUGAUUCACAUUACAGUGCGUCACCAAGAAAUCACGGAAAGGCCUUUUUCGCAGUGCGUUGUGGGAAACGGUCGCCAAUUCAGCGCUCGGAAGAAUUGAAUUAAUCCUUAUUAUUUUCUUGGUAUAAGAUUGUUAAGUGCAUUUCGAGGAGGAGCAAUUUUUAAAUUAAUCUUUUCUUCUGUCUAUCGCAUGGAUUUUCUCCAUCUAUGACCCCCCCAAGUUGUCUCCCAAAAACCCAAAUACAAAUCGCGACAAGACCGCCGUGCUUCUGUCUACCGUAAACUUGCAAACUAGCCUUCCCGUGGCAACCCCUUGGGGCGCAUUGUAUUGUGGAUUGCCUUAUCCAGCUACGGGUUACAUUUCUGCAAACUUUGGCCGCCCAUAAAAAUGUUGGUCAAUUUUUUGAAACAUAAGAAAGGUCUAUUGUUUUUGUCAAGUUCACGCUAACAAUAAUUUGUGACCGUCAUGUUUGCUGCCCCAAAGCGACUCAAAGGGUUCCCAGUAGCUUUAGAAGAUUAUUAGAUAAAACAAUGCUGUUUAGAGAAUACAGGACUUAAAUGUGGGAUUUAAUGUGCUGUCACAAAUAACCAAAGAACUUAACCGCAACUUGUAUCAUUUUCAAUUAAAGCCAGACGUUCGGACUGCACCACUAGUCCCCGUCUAGUACAAAGAUGUUUACAUAGGAAGUGGAGUUGACUUCAGUUAAUUGAAGAUAGAAGGUUAUAAAUAUAAAGACAAGAGGCAAUGCAAGCGAUUAAGAGGAAGAAGCAAACCAACGUGUAAUAAUCUGGUUUCACAUGCCUUAUGAAAGGUUUGUAUUUUUGUUGUAUCUGUAGCUUCUCUCUUUAUUAUCAAUUUAUCUGUUGUAAAGAAACUGGUUUGCAAAUGUAUUUUUGGAGAGUUUGAAUGUUUCUUAUGUACAUUGAAAGGGACAUAUUUGAAUUGUGUAAUACUUACUUGAGUAUAUUUUAGUGAUUUCUGUUUAUUAGAGUUAGAAGUGCUUAAUUUUCGAUUGUAGUAUCAUGAUACGUAAAGGAUCAGUGCAACGAA